Rhincodon typus (whale shark) is the source of this 1994-nucleotide messenger RNA. Its product is annotated as claudin-4-like. Gene Ontology annotation, molecular function: structural molecule activity. The coding region runs from base 1142 to 1777 and encodes 211 amino acids. The record is from RefSeq and is a predicted model, not a curated record. The transcript has a single exon. NCBI's taxonomy places the organism in Eukaryota, Metazoa, Chordata, Chondrichthyes, Orectolobiformes, Rhincodontidae. Gene Ontology annotation, cellular component: bicellular tight junction; plasma membrane. Gene Ontology annotation, biological process: bicellular tight junction assembly; cell adhesion.
GGGCUGGGGGAGGCUGGAAGAACCAGGGAUGUGAGCAGCAACAACUGCCCAUACAUUUCACAACCUCCUCCUUAUCUCCCAACAGAAAAAAAAGGCAAGAAGUUAUUCGGAAAUGUCGAGUCACCUCCCUGUGCCCCUCACGCCUACAAUGAGUGAUUUGAAGCUUUGAAAAAGGGGUGUGAGGGAGGGGAAAAGGAAGAAGAAAAUGAGAUCUGCUGGGCAGCAGAAAGGACUUUGGAGAAAAGAGAAAACACAAACCAAACUCUCCAGAAAUCUCUCAACCGUCCAUCACCAGCGGUCGGGUGCGGGAUUCAGAGGGAGCUAUUGAAAGCACUGGAUGGGGAAAUAAGGAGAGAACCACAUCUCCCAGAGGGAGUCCCUGGUUGAAGAGUGAGAGAUUCAAGGACAGACUGAAGAUGGAAUAAGGCCAACUCACAGAGGCAGAAGAGGACUGCGCGUUCUCACAGACCAUCCCCCCAACCCCCGUCCUCCUCAGCCCCUCUCAGGCGCUGGCGGAUUCACAUCGGGAGGGAAGCCUAACUUCACAGGGUGACCAGGAGGAGGCGCUCUGUGAAAGGACAAGCGAAUGUGAAUGCUGCGCUAAAGGGUGAGGGAACCCAGACAGAGUCGGUCACCAGCGUGAACUCUGGCUUAGCAAAACAAACACUAGCUCAUAUUAGUUAAACAUUCCGACUUUGUUUUGUUUAUUAGAAGACACAAAGUCUGGAUACCAACUGACUGCGAGGGGGGAGAAAGACUUUGAGCGGAGUUAAUACACACCCCAGCCUCACAGACUUGACUUUGAGUGAAAGAAAUAUUCAAGAUUCUGAGGAAGGGUCACGGGAGCUGAAGCGUUAACUCUGAUUUCUCUCUCUCUCUCUCUCUCCAUAGAUGCUGCUGAGCUUUUCCAGCAAUUUCUGUCUUUUUUUGUUUCUGAUUUCCAGCGGUUCUUUCGAACAUCGAAGAUUUGUCCAUCUGUGUGUGUGUGUUUAAUCCUAAAGCAAGGGAUUGUGUUGUUGAUAAGGGGAGCAUUUUAAUUUGCUUUUUGUUUCUCUCUCUUGAGGGGCUGGUGGUUUCUUUUGCAAACCCCGGAGUGACUGAGAGCUGGGGGAAAGGGUGGGGGUGGUGAGCGGCGUAUAAGAUGGGGCAGGUCACCCUGGAGAUUGUGGCGCUGUUUCUCUCCGUAAACGGCUUGCUGUGUGUCAUCCUGACCAGCUCCCUGCCCCUUUGGAAGGUGCCCGCUUUCCAAGGUGCAAACCUGGUGACAGCCCAGCAGACCUGGGAAGGGCUGUGGAUGGAUUGUGUCUGGCAGGAUACCGGGGAGAUGGUCUGCAGCACCUUCGAUUCCAUGCUGAUCCUGGGUCAGGAGUUACAGGUAGCCAGGGCUCUGAGCACCACGGCCGGGGUGCUAGGGGCACUGGGCAUCCUGACCAGCAUCGCCGGCGCCAGCUGGACCCGGUUGGUCCAGGGGGAGCCCUGCAAAGCCCGGCUCCUGUCUGCCGCCGCCUGCUCCCUCCUGCUCACCGGUAUCCUGCAGCUGAUACCGGUCGCUUGGACGGCCAGCGGGAUCGUCAGAGACUUCCACAGCCAGUCCGUCCCGGAAGGGGUCAAGAGGGAGCUGGGGCCAUCUCUGUACAUUGGCAUGGGAGCCGCCGCCCUGCUCACUGCCGCGAGUGGGUUGCUCUGGUUCUCCUGUUACAGACUCAGGGUCCAGGCAGACCCUCCGACAGUCUACAGUCCCGGCCAAGCAAACUACAGCCAGAGCCACUAUGUGUAAGGGAGCGGAGGUGCACCAUCCCUCCCCAGCAGGAGGGACAAAAAAACACGAAGGAGCCUCCUUUCCAACACAACACUGUGGGCUCACCUCUCAGUCACCUAUACCUGUGUUUUACAAUCUUAGAAACUGGUAUGGCAUUCCGAAUAUCCAAUUCAUGCAGCUUGGAAACUAGAGACAGCUCAAAUAACUUGCAUACAAAUAAAUAACACUAUUUUAA